This is a messenger RNA of Mirounga angustirostris (Northern elephant seal), 33150 nucleotides long. It is a transcript of the gene FIGN, whose product is annotated as fidgetin, microtubule severing factor. The record is from RefSeq and is a predicted model, not a curated record. Lineage: Eukaryota; Metazoa; Chordata; Mammalia; Carnivora; Phocidae. The transcript is spliced from 3 exons. Gene Ontology annotation, molecular function: ATP binding; ATP hydrolysis activity; microtubule severing ATPase activity. Bases 24891 to 27140 code for a protein of 749 amino acids.
AGAGGUUUUACAAAGUGAUACAACAAAUAAAGGAGGAAAAAGAAUCCAGGAUCAUUUUUUUUUCUCUCUCUCCAUUAAAUGAUACUCUCUCUUAUGCUUUUCUGUUGUCAAAAGCCCUCUCUACAUUCUGUAUUGUUAGGUCAUCAUCUCCUAUAGUUUGCACAAUACGAUGUAUUAUGGAUUGCUCACAAAGCAGCAGAUAUGAAUUCUUUAUAAUGGAUUUAUUCUUUUCAAUUUUUUGUCAUCUUUGGGCUUAAUAGAAAUAGUGCAGCAUGUUAUAUUGUGUGAUCUGUUCCUAAAUAGAUAAAAGAUUUCUGUGUUUUGAAGGAAACAUUUAUAUUGGUUAAUUUGCUGCAUUGCCUGCAGGAAUGUUAGUCUGCAGGAGGAAAACAACUGUUUCCUGACAAGAUUUUUUCCUUAACUCUGUUAGAAACUCUUAUUUUAACAGUAAAAUAAAGGGAAGUAAUCCAUAAACAAUUACAGAAUGGUAUCUUCAGGAAUGUUUACCACCCCUCAGACAGAACACCUAAGACUGUGAGAUACAAAGGUGUCUUUUCUUAAACGAAGAGAGGCUCUUGCUUAAUCCCCUGCCCAGCUUGGAAGCCCCAGCACUAGGCUGGCGUGAGUGUGCAGACAUGAAGCUCGACAUUCCCCCCGUGGGUAUCAGGUUCCCCGGCCCACUCUUUGGAGAGCCACAAGUCUAACUGUAAUAGAAACAGAAUGUGUGCUUUUCCUUAAAGAAAUUAAACGCCACUGUCCGCAAUGUGCAAAAGACUGUGAAAUUGAAAGUGUGUCCCUGGAGUGGAUGAAAAAAAUAAUAAUAAGUGGCAACUCAAAAACAGACUACUGGCAAAUAAUCAAUUAUCUUCUGAAUUACUAUACAAAACUACGGUUCAUUUUGCCAGCCUGUUGGGGCAAGCGCUGCACGCAGGAGGCUGUCAGCUUGGAUGGGGUAGUUUUCAGUUGCCUUCCAGGGGUACCUUCCUGCAAACCCCGGCUGCCGGAGAGACGCAACUGUAGAGCUCGCGUCACUGGUUUGCGGAACUAACUGCGAAAGAGCAAACUCAUCCCGAAAGCAAUCUGUUGCCUGUUUCAUCUUGGUGGAUACAGUGUGACUCAUACAGCUUAAUUUUUAAACCUGGGGUAACAGGUACACUUCCCGAAAGAUUAAAGACCGGGUGAGGCUUUGCUGGAACAGCUCUAUUUCAUGAACUCGGGUGGAAUCUCUUUGCCUCCAGAGGGACUUAGAGCUGGCUUAAGCACAGGAAAACAGGAAAAGGACGGAGGUUUUACUACAGGCUGCUCGUAUAGAUAAAAUGGGUCGAAAUUUAGAUGGUUUUGGAAGGAGGCCUAAGAUUAAUAAAUGGGGGUGGGGGGCAGUGCUGAUGGCCAGCUGGCUGAGGUUUCGUGUCGGUAAAAGUUUAAGUGAACCAGAAAAUGUAUAUAUUAAGGUUUAAUAAACAGUGAACAUUCCGGAUAAACUUUCCAGAAAUGCAGGCCCAUGGAAACAUGUGAGAGCAUUCAGCAUUUCUACAACUGAAGAAGACUAUCAUAGACGAAGCAGCUUUGGAACCCAGCUGACAGAGAGAUUGUACAGGAAGGAAAUAUUGCGGCAGAAAGAUCGUCAAAUCUCAGUGCCCUUGUUUACUUUUUAAAAUGGGGAGAAAACUGACCAUUUUCAAAAUCUGGCUACCAGAGUUUAAGUUCCCUUACUGUAGAGUAGGGGAUAUCCACUCCUUAAUAAAACCCCCACCGCUCCCCCACAUAGUCAGUCCUGACCACGCUCCACGUCCCCCCUACUGCACGCAGAUACACGUGCACACGUGUGUGAUUAUACUCAUUUACAGAUGUGGACAUGGAUGCUAAUUGUUCAACAAGGACAGAUGAUUAAUAAAUGGCAGUACUGGGGUUUAUCAAGUCACAUUUAGUCAUUAUACAUACCAUUUCUGUUACAGCGCAUAAAUCACUUUGUCUGUAGGCCACAGAAUAAACUGUCUUUUUUACUGACAUUUGAAAUCACAACAAUUCUUCAAUAGCCUGCUAAUUUACUCUUCCAUGAUGUACCUAUUCUUCAGCCACUCCUUAAAAAAGCAUAUUUUUUAAGUAGUUAAUAGCACGCACGGCUGAAGAAGAUGACGACAGACGAUAGCACAGAGAAGUAUACAGCGAAAAUAGAUCUGCUUCCCUGCUCUGUGGUAUCCCGCCUCAGAGGUACCUACUUCCCCAGGUUCGUAGGUUUUCUUCCUAAGUUAAGGAUGCCUUGUAUCCACUACUAUCCUCCACUACUUUUCUGGUUUACGUAGACAGGAGCACACAGUACGUGGUUUAUCUCGUUGCUCAUUUUCACUCCAGCUAUUAGCAAAAUCUCAGUCAGGUCUGCCGAGUCCAUCAGAGGUGAAAUUAUUUGCUGUGUUGCAAUACGAGAGGCUGCAUGAAAUUAAGUCUUGACUUGACUUGGCUCUUUCUCAACUUGUAAAGGAGAGAAUAUUCUCUCUUUGUAUCUUGCAGCAUUAUUAAUUGAUAUGUUGUCAGCACUUCCAUAAAUAUUUCUAUGCUGUAGUGAUUUUUCUCAUUGAAAUGUAUGCUGUGACAAUUCAGCACAUUUCUCCACCUAUUAGAUCAGAUACCAUCAGUGAGAAGAGAGUGAAGCAACUCUUACUAGGUACAUCAAUUCUUUCACGCCUAAAUUACAUUACACUGCAUUGAAUACUAUUAUGAAAGUUUGGAAUAAUAUAGCACUACAGAACCAUUUAGGCUACCCAGAGGCCUGGAGAAAACUGAUAAAUCUCUAAAGAGGGAGUUGACUCUUUUAUACAAUAAGAUCAAAAUCGUGAUAAGUUACUUUGCGCUUAAUUCUCCAAUAUUACAGAAUAUUACAAUAUAGUGCCCCCUUUAUUGGUAAUUUUCCUGUUCAUUAGUACAUCAACAAUUGAAUUUAUGAGUUCUGAAGCUUAUUUUUUAUCUUGGUGUUUUGAUAACCUGACUGACAUUGGGUUUUCGUACUGUGCAGUUGUCAGGCAUACUGGGUGUUUCAUUGACAAUCUCUGCUAAUUUAGGGGAUUUUUGCUACCCAACAAAUGAAAACAAACUACCAUUGUAAGAUAUGCUUUUUAAAAGUCAGCCUAUUCUUUUUGCUCUCUCAGAAACCAGUUGAUAUCUACCCUCUCAUAGACUGACCAAAAUAUUGCAGACCACUUAAGAUGUCAUUCUGGGACAAACUCAAGACAUGAGUAUUCUAUUAGAUUAAAUACAAGGUUUCAUUCAACAUGUGGAGAAAACCUAGUUGCGUUCUUACGCUAAUUGAAGGUUCUAUUUGCCCAAGAGCUUCUGGAUCACAUCUUCCAAUUCAGAAGAACAUCUAGUUUAAUUUCACACAUUAAAAUGCAUUGGUAAUGCAUUUAGAGAAUGCUUUGGGUUCCCAAGGACAGAAUUUCCUAGAAAUUUAGGUUGGCAAUUGUGGUUAAUAGAUUAGUUCAACUCAAAUUGUUGAAGAAAUGGUAGCUAUGACAAUAGAAGAGGGGGUCGUUCCCAAAAUAUUUCUGCUUAGUUGGUUCUGUUCUGAUUUUUAUCAUCUUGUAUCUCAAAUUGUUUCCAAAAGGCUAAUUUGGGUUUUUGAAUAAAUCCAUUGACCUUAUUUAUCAUUCCUUCUGUAGAUUUCUUUCUUUCUAUUUUUUUUUUUUUGCAUAAUUACCAUAGAAUGUGUGGAUAUUGAGUAGAGAAAAGAAGAAACUUAUGAACUUGGUCAGGUACAGGGGGGGAUUCAUUGGUGGGUAUAGGUGGUGUGGCUGCUUUGACUCCUUCCUGGCUGUGAAACCAUUUGUUGGAUGAACAUUCAAGAACACUCACAGAAUAAUGAAAUUUAGGCAUGAAAGAACUGACCACCUAAGUAAGAGUUGCUUCACUCUCUUCUCACUGAUGAAAUGUCAGAACCAGUGAGAGAGAAAGAAAGGGGAGAUGUUUCCUGGAAGGGACCAUCAGUGUGCCCAUGUGCCCUGGAGGCCGGACCCUUUGAAUUUUCCACAGCCUAGGUCCUAUCACUCAGUCCCCCAAUAAGGAGGCAGACAUCCCCCAAAUGCCCCUGUGCGAUGCCUAGAGAGUUCUACUUUGUAAGGAAUAACUUAUGUACCAUGAGCAAUGUGUUCUUAAGGCUACCCUAAUAUCUGUUUUCCAAAUGACAACUUAUCCCUCCCAAGAGAGAGAAUAUGAGGGAUUUUUUAUUUUAUUUUAUUUUUUUAAGGUUCUGAUGAUGGUUUUUCUAGUCCUUCCCUCUUUUCUUUAGUAGCUCCUACAGUUCAUUGCCUCUCAGGGAACACCUGGAAUGGGCAAAUAGUGUUCUUCCCAGGUUGUAAGUUUUAUAUUAAACCUGGGAAAGUGAGCUCUAACUGCAGUUUUCACUUCAUUCUUUAGCUUCCAAAUCACAAAAUUAUUAUACAUACCUACAGUUUUCAGAACAUUAGGUUGAGUACACUGUGUACCAUAUAUUCUAUUACGUAUUUGUGAAAUCUUUUUUUUUCCUAAAGUGUAAAGAAUUCUCCUUAUUUUCCACACUAUCUGGCAUGACCUACUAAAAACGUCUCAUAGGGAACUCCACCUCCCUCUUAUCCCCAUAGUCUGGUCAAGUGAAAGAACUCGUUGCUGUUUACAUAUAGGCUUCUCUUAAUUGCACUAGGCUUCUGCUUUGUCUUAUGUAACUAUUAUAUAAUUCUUGAAAAUUCUUGAAUUUUCACCUUUACUCGGAUAACCUUGGGAGAACCCCACCUAAACACAUUCACGGACACACACACACAUAGACCCAUCUGUCUGACGGUCAGAUCCUUAACAUACCCCAACAUCACACAAGCAUAUGCCUCUUCUGACACAUUCUAUGCAUUGCAUGCUAAAAGAUUCCAUUGGGAUUUACCAAAUUUAUGUUUUCAGGCUAGUCAUUUAUCAUUACAGACCUAUUGUCUCAUCCUUGCUAAUUAAAUUUGCUGAGAGUGAGGAGGAUUCCUAAAACAGAGUUCUAUGAUAGCUUUAAAUUGAGCUGAAUAAAAAUCAAUGGGGAUUAGAGAAAGGUAGUCUUGAUAUCAGAAUAGCAUUAGAUUUCAUAUCCUCAUUGGAAAUGUUAUUUCUUUUCUGGAACUCUCUCUUCCUUCAUCAUUAUAAGAAAUGAGAUAUGCCUUGGCACUCAUUUGUGUGUGUGCAUGUGUGUGUAUGUGUGUGUGUGUGCAUGCACGCAUGUUUCUCCUGUCGUGGGGUCUAGUGAAACCAGAUUCUUUGGGUGGACAGAAGAAAAGGACAGAUUUCUUAAUGUUUGCUUUUACUCGACUGGACUUUUAAAGACAGCCUUCUUUAUGUUUUCCAUUUAUAGUGUAUACCUGCUUAUCCAUAUACUUUCAGAUCAAUAAAAGAGUGGAUAUUUAAAAGUAUCCGUGGUAGCCAACAGCUGGAAUCAUGCCAGGCAUCUUUACAUUUUAAAUUCUUCCUGGGCUCUAGAGGCAGAUGAGGCCAACUUUCCUUUUGACUCAGCAGGCAAGUUUUACUAUGAUAAGAGUAUUGCUAUUUUAAAAAGCAGCUCUUGACAAUCUAACUCCAGAAAGCAUUCCCACCCUGUGAAAUAGUACAGAGGCCCCUGCUUCCUUAUUGAUGAAACACUGGAAAAUAAUGCCCGUGAGAAGCAAGUUUAAUCAUUUGGUAGCUUAGCUUCUGACUCCUCAGUAGGUUUCUAACCCAACUGCCACGCCAGAUCUGGUGUCCCAGUUUUUCUUACUGGGCAGGUAGAAGCAAUCUAAUCUUCUCAGGGUUGGCACACAACAGAAAUUUGGCUUGAUGAACCCCUCUGGGGGGGGGGGGAGCUUGAUUUGGUUGUCCACAAGGAUUCAUUCUAGGCAUAAGUUUAGCCUUUCAAGUGUUACGGGAUACCUUCCUGAUUUUCUCACUGCUUCAUUAUAACCCAGGUUUCAUUUCUAAUCUAGUUCUGACUUAGAGUAGCCUGUCACAGAGCUUGCCCUAAAGCUUCUGGAUAUUUAGAACUCUUGAUGUCCAGUAAACAGUGUAAGGUGAUCAUUUGUCAGCAUCAAGAAAAAGUUUAUCUCUGGAUAUCUCUAAGUGUGAGAGCAACCUGUGGAUAAUAUUAAUUAAUUAAUAAUCGUACAGAUUUAUUUAUUUUGUACAUGAAUAAUCUUGGGGAGAUAUAUUUUGUUGCUAACACUACUUAUGUGUCUGAUUAUUUGCAGAAGGAAAACUACUUAUUCCUAAUCUGAGUCAUUUGAUCCAAAACAGCAUUCUUUUAACCUUGAUCUAAUUUGACAUUGUUGAAAGAGUUGUUAUAAAAGGUGUUGAAGAAGCAAUGAAAGCCUCCCUAGCUCACGUCACUUACUCUGUAGUACUCCAGGAUAUUAGUGGAACCUUUGCAAGUGUAGAUCUCAGUGUGUGUGCGUGUGUGUGCGUGUGUGUGUGUGUAGGGUACUGCAACAAAUGUAUCAUUAUAGGAGACAUAAACAUUAGAGCUUAAACCAUAUAUUUUUCUGUGAGAAACAAAGCUUAUAUGUGGGGAAAAGAUAGCAUCAGCCUCAAGAGUCUGGAAUAUAUCAGACUUGCCAAUACAAUAUAUCACAAUGAAUUUAUCAGUCAUGAGUCAUAAUAAGGUGAUUACCUUUUCAGUGAGGAGGAUAUGAUUAGUGACAAAAGGUAGUGGCAGAACUUGAUGGUGGAGGCUAGGAACAUGGAGGGAAUAUGGUAUGUGUGAUGUUUCCAAACUGUGUAUUCUGUAUUUUCAGACUCAACUGACAACAUAUCACAAGAUGUAAAGCUAUUGCCGUCUAUUUUUGUUACACCUUGUACUACAUUAUCUAAUAAUUGUAAUCUUGUUUCCAACAUUGGACUAUGAGGUCCUAUAUAUUUUAUUUAUAUAUCUCUGGAAUCUGUCAACGAUUGGUACUUAAUACAUAUGAGUUUUGUUAAAUAAAUGUGUAGGAGCCAUUUGGGCCACCAACUGUAUCCAGGUCAUGAUUUGCCAAGUGUUGGCUACUUCAGCUUGUAAAGGGUCAUGGCCUGAGAUACCAUAUUUUCUAGUUGAAAACCAGUUCUUAGAGAAGAACAGAAAGUCUCUUGAAUAUGCACUGUGUGUGUGUGUGUGCAAAUACAUACAUAUAUUUUUAACACAGUAUGUUUUAGAAUGAAGUCUUAAGAUAACAGAGCUGGUAAAACUCACAUUAGAAACCCCUGGUCCAACUUCUAAUCUCAGGCUUCAGUAUCCUCCAAAAUUUAUCAGUCUCCUGAUUGGAUUCUUCUAUUAUUAAAAAUUGAUAAAAUACUCCCACUUCUCUCUUUUCUUUAUAUUUUUUAGGUAAAAUGAUUAAGUGUAAGGGCUUAUGAAAAAUAACAAGUCAUAGAGACUCACACAAAUGGAGGUCUGUUCCCUUGUAUUUAUUUUCUCUUUACAAAGCAAUCCUAAUCCAUUUUAUGACGAUGUGCUUGGUGCUUGGAAGUUACAUACAGCAUUGAGUUACACCCCAAUUCGUGUUACUAAGAUUGAAAGUGGGUCGAAGUCCCAACUGCCCUAAACAAAUAGUUACAUAGAGCAUUAGUGCUCUUGAGGAUGAGUGAGACAAUCAGGAGAUUGUCACCAUUUUUGUCAAUAAUGUAUCUUUUCUUUCUUUUUUUUUUUUAAAGAUUUUAUUUAUUUAUUUGAGACAGAGAGAAUGAGAGACAGAGAGCAUGAGAGGGAGGAGGGUCAGAGGGAGAAGCAGACUCCCUGCCGAGCAGGGAGCCCGAUGCGGGACUCGAUCCCGGGACUCCAGGAUCAUGACCUGAGCCGAAGGCAGUCGCUUAACCAACUGAGCCCCCCAGGCGCCCCAAUCUUUUCUUAACCUGAUUGGUGCUAAGUACUGUGCCAAAAUUAAAGCCAAAUAACAUGAGACCCUUGGCUAUAAACAAUUACAAUUUUACAGGGACUUUUGAUUAUCCCGAUACACCCUCCAUUCAAACACCGAUGAUUAUACAAUAUAUUAGAUGUUGUGCAACAUCCUGUCUCCAGGAUUCAGUAAUGUGAUCUCUAUGAUAGUUCUGGAAAUGGAAUGAAAUCAGUGAUAGGAGGUGGGAAUAAGAACAACAGUUAAUGAAAUUAAAUGGGAAAGCUCCUUUUUCCAAUCCUCAAGAUUAUUCAUGGGUCAAGACUCUUACCUACUCAAAAUGAGACCUGUGGACACUGUAGCUUUCAGAUUCUUUUUAUAUUCAUAUUAGCUCUUGGCUCCAGAUUAGUGAAACAUCUAUGCAAACUUAAGUCCACACCAUAGAUUGUCUAGGUAACAUCGGACAUAGACCUUCAAAAUAACCUGUUGCCUUUCUGUGAUUUUCAGAACAAAAGAAAAAGAAAAAAAAAAGUAUCCAUAAAAAUGUUCCUAAAAUAAAUAGUAAAAAAAAAAAAAAGAAAAAGAAAAACCUCCUGAAAAGUACAUUUCUUUUGCAUCAAACCCACUUUUCAUUUUGCACUGACUUCCAUCUUAUGGACAGAGAUUCAUUGGUAAGGGGAAGGUGUUGCUCUGAAUAAACUAAGGUUACAUAAAUAUUUUAAAAUCGCAAACUUAAAAUAGGUAACUUUCUGAUAUAAAACAUUAGCAAUGAUAUUUUAAAAUAUUAAUACUGAUGUUUUAAGGUAAUCAAUAAAUCACAAAAUAUGCUGAAAACAUAAUUUUGUCCUGGAAAAAUUGAUAAUGUUAUUGCCACACAAUUUUAUCUGUACUAGAAGCAGUAAUAUAUAAAGCUUCGAUUUUUUUUUCAGCUUUCCCUCAUUGAUAAAGUCUUUUUGUUGUCAUAUAGCAACCUUAUAAUAUAUUUUAAUAAGAGGAAAUGGUGCAUAAAGCUCAAAAACUAGACUGAAUAUUUAUCAAGGCUAUGGACUGUGCCUAUUUUUAUUUACCACUGCAUCUUCAAUGUCUAGCACAGGGCCUUGAAUGUGACAUAAAUAGUUAAUAUUUAUCAAGUGCGUAUUACGUACAAGUCGUUCUCAGCACAUUACAUGUAUUAGCUCAUUUAAUCGUCACAUCAAUCCUAUGAGGUAGGUGCCACUUUACAGAUGAGAAAACUGAGGCCCACAUUGGUGAAUUAAAUUGCCGCACAUCAUAUGGUUAAAAUCCAAACUCUGGACAUCUGGCUCCAGACUUUGCCCCUUAAUUACUAUGAUGCUAGACUGUGUGCAUUAGACGAACUUUGAAUGCUAACUGAAUAAAAGAAUGGGAGUGAGUACACAUGAAAAUCUAUCUUUUCCUAUUAGUGCUCGCCACCUCAAUGUUUUCAAAAGAAAGCAUGAUGGCACAGGACACACAUAUUUAUUAAAGGAAAGUGGGUGUGGGUAUGUUUGAGAGGGCAUGUAGGAAGACAGGCAGUGUAAAUGAAUUUAGGUCUUUAUGAGUUCUUCGAGGUCAUUUAUAUAUGUAAUUAUCUAAUAAUUAUUAAGAUUAUGAUGAGCUAGGUAAUGUUUUUUAAGUGCUCCCUUCAAAUUAAUACCUAUGAAUUAUAUGUGAGAAGGAAAAAGAAUUGAUCAAAAUAUUUGUCUCAGGCAAAAUCAAUUAGUAUUCUUUUUUUUUUUUUUUUAAGAUUUUAUUUAUUUAUUUGACACAGAGAGAGAUAGCGAGAGCAGUAAUACAAGCAGAGGGAAUGGGAGAGGGAGAAGCAGGCUUCUUGCCGAGCAGGGAGCCCGAUGUGGGACUCGAUCCCAGGACCCUGGGAUCAUGACCUGAGCCAAAGGCAGACGCUUAACGACUGAGCCACACAGGCGCCCAUCAAUUAGUAUUCUUUGUGCUAUAGUGAUUGACCAAUUCCUACAUGCGCUAUUUUGCUAAUGUCACUCAUUUCCUGCAACUUCUAGUUUUCUUAACCUAUAAAAUAGGAAUGAUAAUUAGAAUUGAGUUUGAGAACCACUGAAAAUUACUCAGCAAAUGCAGACAUUUUUGAGAAAUCAUGGAUUAGAGGGUUAUGGAAUUUCAAAGGAUGUUUGUGAGGCCCGAGAAAUGGGGGUAGGAAUAAUUCAUACUUUUCUUCUUAAGCAAGCAAAAGCACCUGAACUUGUUUAGCAGGCCAUAAGCUAGCUAGGUUCAACAGGAAUUUUAACUGUGUAAACAUUGAAAUUGAGAUACUAUGUUAUUGUCUAAAUUUCAGAGAAUAUAUUUGCCCAGAGUAAUUUCAGAGUAGCCAGCUUAUCAGUUUAUCUAAUUUCUUGGUAAAAUAUGUUAACAAUGUAGAAAAUCCUGUCCCUAAUUGCUAAUUUUGCAGGUUUAUUCUUAACACUUUUAUUUGGUGGAAGUGUGUGUGCAUGUGUGUGUGUGUGUGUGUGUGAGUUAAUGGAUCUCUUCCUGUCACUUUCCUCUUUUUUGUAGAAUUCUCUUCUCUGAAUUGCUUGACACUAAGUGAUAUAAAUUUUUAAAUACAGGCAGAAAAGCUGUUAUUUUUUAUUUAGCUUUUACUGUGUAAUGGAAUUUGUGACAAGAUUAUUUGCCACAAUGUUAUUUUGUGUCUUGAUUAGUGUUCUUUGUAAAAGACCCCGAGAUAUGUGUACAAAAGGCACUGUAUGAGCUGUGAAUGGAGGGGCAAAUGACCUUUAUUCAAAUGUAGCCAAGUAGUCAUUACCAAAGUUUUCAGCAAUUUGAACUGCCUAACUAGAGACAUGACAACAGUAAUUGUGGAUGUCCUUAAAGGAUAGCUGUAUACAUUUUGAUCAGUAAGUACCCUGAGUACACUUUGAAAGAAGCAAUUAUUACUAGGUAUAAGUUUUGCUUGACUUAAGUCCUUUACAAUUGGCCUUUUAGAAACUUCUUGGGCAGCCCUCGCCGACUGAAUAUCUUCCCACUAACAACAACAUGGCCCGGUGUUGUACAGCAGAAAUAUGUUUGCCAACACUCUAAUGACUUGCUAUCAAAAGUCUUUUGUCUCCCAAAUAGAUGAAACUGAGCUCCAGGGCAAUGCCAGUGUUACAGGUGUUUGAGUUAGACAGUGGCCAACAGCAGAGUAUCAGCAAUGUAAACUUUCUUGGGUAAAGGUUAGCUCUCAUUUUUAAAAGCAUUACAUUUUUUAUUGCAUAUAGAAAAAAAAAAAUUGGCCAAUAUUGAAGGUCCCUGAGCCGGGCAACCCCAUGGCUCCAUCACCCAUCCUCAGCGUUGCACAGUGCAUCUCCCAAAGCACUGAUUUUCUCAAGUGUUCCCAUAGUAGAAUGUUUUGUUUUCAAACCAAGUCAGACUCAGAACCCAAACUAUAAAAUGGAUAAAAACAACGAAAGGAUAGUUUUCAGUCUUUAGCACUUGUCAGAAAAUACUUAAUUGCAGUAUCUGUAAAACAUCUUUUGUUGGAUUGGUGCAGACCCCUCGUUCCCACUGAGCCCAAUUUGAAAACUACCAGGCUGUCCACCGGGCGGAGAGCUCUUCAGAACAGAAACUAUGCCUUUAGUUCCUGUCACAAUGUUGCAAGGAAGUCAGUACCUAACUAAAGACUUCGUCAUCUAGGAUUUACUUAUCCAGCUCUCCCAGACACUGAGCUUUGUGUGAGGAGGAACAUGCACUUCAUUCCUUGGAAAGUCCUGCAAACUCACUUUGAAGCUAUGUUCUUUCUUCACAAAGAUCAUGUAACUUGGUUGUCAAGUUUUCCAUGCCUCCUAGAGACAAGAGACAGCCUCACAGCAAGAGGGAAGCAAAAUAUAUAAAAAUCAGAAAGAGGAACAUGUAUAUAACUGAUGUACGUACAUCAUUUGGGAUCAUUUUAAUAUAGACUCAAGUAAAUCUAUGUGUCCCUGAGUGCCUAUUAUAUUACAAUACAUUGCAGCUACAGUAUAAGUAUCAGUAAUUAUGACAAAAUCCGUUGCUAACAUAGGUUAAAUUAAUGGAGCAUCUUCCUAUUUUUAAAAGCGUGGAUUAUGCAUAAGAAGGGUUUCCGUCACGUAAUUAAAUGCCAUGCCUCUCUCUCUGUGUGUCAGUCUUCCUCCCUUCUUUUCUCUCUUCCCUCUCCUCAACCUACCCAUUGUAAUAGAAUGAGUCCAUCAUCGAGGCUGUGAAAUAAAAUCUGUGUUCAAUUUCUGGCACUUUCACUUUCUAGCUCUGCGACCUUGGGCAAUAAUGUUACUCAGUAAUGUUAUAUUCUCUUUGUCACUGUAGUAAUGAGGUUUAAUGAGAUAAGUGGUGGGCAGUUUAGUUAGUACUUAAUAAAUGUUUUUCGUUCGUGCUCAACAGAGAUAAACUUCAGUUAUUUAUACUUUAUCAUCUUCUAAAUUUCCUCUUGUAAACUCAGUAUUUAUGCCAUGUUACCUUAGUUUUGGUUAUUGCUGCUUCACAAAUCACCUCAAAACUUGGUUUAAAAACAUGUUAUUUCUCCUGAUUAUGGGAGUUGACUGGCACAGAUAAGCAGUUCUUCCCCUUCAGAAGGUGAUAUUGGCUGAGGCUGCCAUCCUGAUGACAGGUACUGGAAUGUUCCGUAUGGUCACUCAGAUGUCUGGUACCUUGGUGGCACUGUGGGAAACUCAAGUUCAGCUGAGACACUGACCAGCUGGGCUUCUCUCUACAUUAGUCUGAGAGGCUCAUCCUCUCACCGUGGCCUCUCCAUGCGGCCUCUUGACGAGAAUGGCUACUUCUUACAUUAAAGAUUGGGCCCCCCAAAGUGUAAAAGCUCACAUCUACAAUUGGCUCAAUGCUGCUUCUAUGGUAUUCUGUUGUGGAAAGGGAGCCAGGAUCUGACAAUUCACUGUUGGAGGUGACUCAAGAAAGGUGGGAAGUGUGGUUGAUUGGAGGCCAUUUUGGAAACCAGCUACCACAGUAUUUGUUUUCUAAUUCUUUGUCCCUGGCUUAUCCCCAUGACCCUGACAGUGUUGUACCUUACUUAGCAUUACAGAUGAGGCCUUUUUACAAUUCUGCUUUAAUUUGGAAGCAAACAAUGCUGGCAACUUUACAGGUAUCAACAUAUGAGAUGAUAGCCUUUGGUCUAGCUUCAAAAAAGUUUGUUCCGGGGGCACCUGGGUGCCUCAGUCGCUUAAGCGUCUGACUCUUGUUUUCGGCUCAGGUCAUUAUCUCAGGAUUGUGAGAUGGAGCCCCACAUUGGGCUCCAGGCUCAGCGGGGAGUCUGCUUGAGAUUCUCUCUUUCCCUCUCCCCUAACCCAUCCCCCUGCGCUCUCUUUCUCUCUAAAAUAAAUAAAUCUUUUUUUGUAAAAAAAGUUUGUUCCAAUGUUGAUGAAUAGCACAGCCCAUGAAUAAAAUAAAUACAGUAUAUUUUUAUAUAGGAUUUGCUUUAUAAAAAAAGAAAAAGCCUACUAAUUUGCUAUUACUACCAAACCAUCCCAAACAUAAUGAGGUUAGUUAUGAAUUGGGCCAUGGUCCUUUUAAAAUGAAAUUCACUUUCUCACAUCCUUUUCAUUGAGGUCCAUGUUAAAAGUGGCUAGAGCAAAAAGAAUGGAGAAAUAUUUUGCUGUUAAACUCAAAAAAAAAACAAAAACAAACUUAACAGGGUUUGAGAGCACUGUAGAUUACCACUGGUUUUCUGAAAUGAGUUAUUUUGUCCAGUUCAUUCUGAUAGUUAAAUUUUGAUGUACAAAAAAAAAAAAAAAGGUACAUAUUGUCAUUAAUCCUCCCACAAACUCAUAAUGUUUCUGAGUGAGAGGCCUCUGAGAAUCAGAUGGACCCUCUGUCUAGAAAAUGCCCAUAUGCUCUAAAUUUUGCAUACAGGAUCAAGGGUUUACAGCUACAGUCAAAUGCAUCUCUGAAUCCCAGGUUAAGAACCCCAGUUGUAAAAGUCAUUAAAUCCCUAACGAGAGCAGAAAGGUAAGUUUCUCUUGAUAUGUUAUUUCCCAAGGCAGGACUUAGCUGUUUACAAUGAAAAGUUACUUUGUCAACCAUGUGGACAAUCACCACUGCUUUGAUUCUAUUACAAAUAUUAUACCCAUUCCAUUCUAAUCAUCCUAUUCAGAGGUAAGGGAUGGGGGGGGGGUGGGGGCCAAAAUUAAAGAAAUACAACCAAAAAUAAAAUUAAGAAGUUGUAGUCUAAUUCACCUAUGUUUCUGAUGGUUCGGAGCCUUCAUUAAUGUUUGUAGAAGGAGCACAGGGAUUUGGAUUUCAAUACUGGGCUUAAGGUGCAGCUCUUGGACCUUCGGCAAAUACUUUAAGCUCCCACUGUCUCUCCCUUUCUGCCUGCCUGUGCCAGUGCCUGAGGGGGGAAGGGGUAUCUGUGUGUGUCUCUCUGACAAUUUCUUUGGCUUUUUCACUCACUAUCGCUCUCUUACCCUCUGUUUCUUGAGCUACUACAUUCUUUCUCUCUGUCUCUCUUCCACUCUGUCUCUCUUUUUAUAUCUAUCCAUAUAUGGGUACAUACACAUCUGACAUAAAAAUAUCUCUAGGGACCUCACAGAGAUCUGGUGACAAUCAAAUAAGAUGACUCAAAUGCUUUUGAAGUAUUUUGUAAUUUUUACAGUGCAAAUGUACUUAAACAGUUCUUAUUUUGUAAGACUUGUUACUGAAAAACUGUUUGAUUGUGGUGGAAAACACAGAGCUGGUUGGGAGACUUAAGUUCUAGCCCUGUUUUCAAGAAUUUGCUGUGCAAUCUGAGGCCAGGCUGUAAACCUCUGGAAGUCUGUUUCUUCAGAAAUGGCAGGCAAGGUUAUACUAGCUGAGCUCUGGGCCCUUUUGCAAGCUCUGUUUUUCUUCUUGAAUCUCUAAUCUAGUGGACUGGGGAGAAGUGAAGUUUUCCCCUAUUUUUGUCAGAUUAUGGUAUGAUUCCUGGGUACUUUGAUGCCAGUAGAUUCUGUAUAUGCCCAGUGAGUGGCACAGAUGAAGCUUCCCUGUCUCUACAGCUGGUCUCAUGGGACUGUUACCUGGGAGAACUAGACACCCACAUGGUUUCUGCUUCACAGCCAUCAGAAUAACAGGUUUAAAAAUCAUCUGCAGAUUACAUUCCUCUGGGGGCAAACUUUCCUGACGUUUGUACUUAGUUUUAAUUGUAGGAGGAAGCCUUCUCUGUUUGGCUCAUCUAUUUGAUAUACUGAAUUUACCCAAAACAGACGGGGCCCUUUGUUCCAGCACUUCGGCACAUUGGCUUAUGCCAUUUUGUAACCUUACGUGCUUCUAUGUUGUUAAGUUGCAAAGCUUUCUGUGUUCUUAUUGCUAGUCGGUGUUGUCUGGGACGCCCGUAUCCACACCAAAAGGGAGCCGGGCUCCUGUAAUUGUGGCAAUGUUUACUUCUUCCCAUCAGUGUAUCCGCUCUCUUUUCUGAAGUAAUCACUGUAAUUACACUUCUUCAGUGAGUUGUGCUCUAUUGUGUCACCAGGCCUAUCUGCUCAACAUCACUGUGUUUUCUUAUCUGAGUGCUCUCAAAUGGGGCAAGUGAGAUGUGUUGGCAGGCCACCUUCAAUCAAAUUAAUGUGAGACCAGUGUAUUGUCAACAGACAUGGUGGCGGUCCCUAUUUAUCCUGUUUCCACAGAAUGGUACAGUAACUGACCUAAUGUUUAUAAUGGAGUGUUUAUUUGGCCGAGAGGUGCAUAUAUAGGCUAAUCCUUAAAGAACAGUAAUAAAGUCUAUCUUCUUACUACUUGGACUUUAUUGUCAUGCCAAUGGAACAUGUUACAGCUGUGUUUUUGUAAAAAAAAAAAAAAUGAAGUGAGGUGAAGUGUUUGGAUUUAUCAUCGUAAAAUUUUGGAUAUGCCAGGACUCCCAUGGCUUGAAAAGUAAAAUGUUGGUUAUGAGCCUCUGUCUUUUUAGCUUAUUACCUCAGUGUAUGUUUUCAACAAAAUGCAUAAUACUCCUAAAGCUUUAUUAUAGAGUUUCCGUUAUAAGUAACAUGGAAACAAUGGCUUAUGCCUUUAAAACACACAUCACAAUACUUGAGUAAUUUUAAUUUUACUUAACAAAAAGAGGAUGCAAUAGAACAAAGGCAUUUCUUUAUAUAGUAGCCCUAUGUUAAGUUAGUCCUAUAAUACAGUUGUAGAUUUUUGGGUACAUUUAUUUAUUCGAUUUAUAUUGCUCUUGAUUUGACAGUACAGCAAAAUUUCAACAAUCAGAAAAGGAAAUUUUCCAUCCAUUUACCAAAAGCUAUAUAUCCCAAAUUAUGUACUUAUUUUAAUACUCUAAAGAACAGGAGUAAGGAAAAAUAAUAAUUUUCAUCCUUAAUUUGUACUGGAAAUUGCUACAUGAUAGUGAUCAAAUUAAAUAUGCAAAUAUAAUCCAUGUUCUGGAUUUCCUAAUGACUUAUUCUUAUAGUUAGAAGUUUGGAGGAUCGUCUCACAUGUACAAGGAACUUUUGUUCUCCAAUUUAUGGAAAUUAGAGAAUGACUGACCUGGUCAUACACCUUUUCUUAAGUAGAUGUUGAGGAUCGGGCCCCAGCCCAUGUUUUUUAAGCAUAUGUAAUUAUAACUCAGACCUCAUAUUCCAUGCAGACAGUGCCUUCAUGUGAACAAGCUUAGAGUAGAUCUUAAUAUUUUUAUGUAAGGUAUUUAAUAGAUCAUUCUGUGGACUUACCCGAAAAAAUAACCAACACAACUAAAAUGAUACUUCUAUGAGAAGAUAUUCCUGAUGUACUAAAGGGACUCUUGGAAGACAUUCUAACUUGUAGGCUGGUGACAUCACAGUAGUAUAUUUUCUUUUUGAAACAAUAUCUAAAAGCAUAAAAGGCAGGAAUGUCCCAUUUAAUUCCUAAAUGAAACACGUAACAUUUGGAUGAGGAAAAACAGCAUAACUACAAAUGCUUCCCCUUUUAGUAAUGGCCAGCUUUUCUCUAUAAAUGACUGGGGAGUCACCCCAAAAGAUUAUAUUAACAAUCUAUUAUUUUUUUUUAUCCAAUAGAACAUAGCAACUGGAGGAAAAAAAAAAUGUUAUUUUAAGAUUUUAAAAUAAUUUCUCCCUCCAAAGCUGACACUCUAUAAAUGAGUUUUGCACCUCAAGAUAUUGCCAUAAAGUUGCAGACCACCAGAGAUAAGGGUAGUAACCAGGGAGAUUAAUUAAUGAUCAACUAAUGAUUUCUGUUAAUUACUAUACUAAUAAGUUUAGUGUUGCUUAUAUUUUACAUUUAAUUUUAAAGUUUGUUGUGCUGUAUAUGGUGACUAGUAUUGUAAUUAUAGAUUGGUUCUUGGGGCCCACUCAUUUACUUCCUUGUAUAAUUAGUUACAACUGUGUUCUCUAAGUCUGAAUUAUUCUCAGAUGUUAAUUGGCUUUUAGAAUCUCUCCUCACAUUUCGUUAUUAAAAAAGAUUCAUCAGAGGAGACUAGUUAGGAAGCGCUUACGGUUAAGGACUGUUUUCUUAUAAGUAUAACCAGCUUUACCUCAAAACAUUAUUUCUAGAGGAUGACCUUGUGUCAUUUCCCAAGCAAGGGAACUGUGUUAGACACCUGCCCUCACACCUGCUGGAUUAUGGGGAAGCAAGAAUAAGAUGGGGGUGGUGGUGCAGCAGCUCAGUGUCAAGGAGCCAAAGGACUCCUCUGCUCACCAUGACUAUCACCCAUGGCUUGGGGGUGAGAAUGUGACAGGAGAGGUAGAGAAUCCUGCCCAGGAAGCAUGAUAACCCUAUUCCCUUCUCCUUGUUAAUUUAAUCCUUGCUAUGCUCCUUCCAACAACUCCACUUUAUUUGGAAUAUCUUGGCUCUGUUGAUGUAUUCUUUAUGUGUUUGCUAUUUUUUCUCUGCAUGCUACUGCCUAGUAUCCAACAUGGAGGAUGUUGUCCCCAUUCUGCUUAGACGUAAGGUGUUCUUGGUUGCCAAUGCUAGGUCCCUUCUUGAAUGGAAGCCAACUUCUGACCAUCAUUAUACCACAGUUCUCAUGAUCUAAGGACACUUCUUUUCUUGAACAUACCAAAACCUUUCAUAUCUGUAAAGCUUUUACAUACAUUGUUACGUCUGUAUGCCAUUCCACUUUUCCAUCCUACAAGACUUAGAUUUAUUUAUUCAUCUGAUAUAUAAUUAAUAAGGAGCUACAUGGACUAAGAACUGCGUUAGCUAGUGGUGACAGAGAGAUGACUUAUCUUCAGUACUUGUCUUUGAGAACUUAAGAGUCCUGACAGAAGGUAUUCCUUCCUCUGAGUACCCAUAGCAUUUUAUACAUUUUAGGUUGUCUUAGAUACGGCAUACUCUCCCACCUUCCCGUUUCUCUAGUCCCUAGAGUUAGUUUCUUAGCAUAACAUUGUAGAAAUAAAGAAGGCCUUAGGGAUCGUCUAAUUUAACUCCAUUUGUAGAUGAGGAAACAAAUGAUCAAAGGGCUAAGUGAACACAACUAAUUACUUGAGCUGAGACUAAUUGCCCAGACUUGUUUUCUCCUAAAUCUAGCAUUGUCGUUCACUGUCCCACCGGCUUUGCAAGUAUUUCUAGAAGCUUUUGGGAAGCAGUCAUUACUUCUCUUGGAUUACUAGGGUGCUAGUCAUUAGCAUCAGCCUAGCCUAACAGUGUGUGAAACUAGACCAUAAUGGCUAAAGAGGAAAUAUACUUUCAGAAAACAAAUUCUCAGUGAGUAUUUUACAUGCUGGGAGUCAUGACUCAGCCAUGCACAAAUGACCUAAGCCAGAAUAUUCUAAAGUGACGGAAAAAGAAUAUUUCUUUUACCUAAAAUGACAACCAAAUGCGUCUAUCUAGUUAGGUUGGUAUAUGAUUAUAGCACAACAGUUUUGAGAGACAAGUGUUCUUUAUUACUGAAAUGCAUCAUAAUGCAUAACCCUGAAUUCUGCUGGAAAUCUUUGGAGCCUGAGUGGUCUAAAGAACAUAGGUUCUAUAAACACAUGGACCCCAGACUUCUUUACUAGACUUUAAGUGGGAAAUGAAGGAUAAGCUCAUCCCUACUUGUUACCAACACAGGUCGUGGUAUGACUCUAAGAAAAAUAUUUUGUAUCCACUAAAUCUGAUUUAUCUUUAAGGGUUCCACCCAUGAGAUUUGCUGCCAUUGCAAUUCUGUCUUUUUUUCCUCAUCAGUUCUCCACCUCCUUUGCCUCUGGAGGACUAUCUUUGAAAUUAUGAUUACUUUCUAGCAUAUGGAUUUUUAAUUUUCUGAAAAGGUAUAAAGCAGCCAGGAUUGGAUAAUGGAAAGCUCCCCAGACUGGUGCAGGACUUCUUGGUUCUCAUUCGGAUGCUGCUGCUACUGAGAUGUAAGAGCUCUGGGCCUCCCCCCGCGUCAAGUGUAAGAUGCAGGGGCUGAACGAACGGCCUUCAAAGUCCCUUCAAGCUCUGUGAUUCAGUGAUAGGAAAUUGAAGCUUUGGCUGUUAAUUUUUCCAUUGAUUUCUGAAAUUCUCCUUUAGUAAUCCCUGACUCUGAAAUAAGUCAAAUAUAAAAAUAGCAUGAUGAAGUUACUGUCGACACUCUCUUUAAAUAACUUUAAACUGGGGCGCCUGGGUGGCUCAGAUGGUUAAGCGUCUGCCUUCGGCUCAGGUCAUGAUCUCAGGGUCCUGGGAUCGAGUCCCGCAUCGGGCUUCCUGCUCCUUGGGAGCCUGCUUCUCCCUCUGCCUCUCUCUCUCUCUCUCUCUCUCUCUCUCUGUCUCUCAUGAAUAAAUAAAAAAAAUAAUAAUAACUUUAAACUGCACAAUCCUAGCUUUUCAAAAUGAAGUUUGGGGAAAAUCCAUUUUCGGAGAGUUCAUAAUUAACAUGCAUUGUAUAAGCAGCUACAGCAGCCUACUCUUCAUUAUUAACAUAUAGCAUAGUUUGUCAAUUCACUGGUGAAUGCUUCCAGUUUCGGGAAGCCCUCUGGGUAAAGCCCUGCUUAGCAGGUUUAAUGUGAAGAGUUGGUGUCAUCCUAAUCAGCUGUCCCUGACAGAGUAAACAUGGUUCCGUCUGUGCUGUCCCUCCCUGGCUGGCUGUGGGUUUCCAGCCCACUGAGCACUUGAUGCCAAACAGUCUGUUAAGGGACAAGGAAGAGACUCUUUGGGGAUCCCUGGUAUUUAUCGCUGUUUAGGAAACUUGAGGUUCAAAGGGCCAGGACUCAUAUACACCAGUUUUAUUCUAAAUAUUUGAUUUGAUUAAGGACAUGUUGAGGGAUUAUUAGCUUUUUUGGCUUUUUUUCUUUAGCAUAAGAUGACACUGCUGUUCUGCUCAGGUGUGUUUUUGUUAACCCUGUCUUUUGUGUAACUAAAUAUAGUUCAAAGACCUGGCAUACCAUCCAAACUGUCGGGUUUUUUUUUUUUUUUUCAAGUGAAUAAGUCUUGAUUUGUUAUCCAACUCUGAGAUGUUGCUCACAUAAGAAAGUUCAUUUCCAGAGAAAUGAAUCAAAUUGCUUUUUAAGUAUGGACUCUUAAAAGUAUAAAACAUAUUUAAAGUCAGUUGUUACAAAUGAUUGUUUCCUGAGCAGAAAUGUAUAAAAUAAAAACAACCAUAACUUAAUUGUAGAAACACAUGUGUAGACACACACGUAACUAUAUAUAUUAGGGAGAUAGGGUGGCAGGAGGAGGUGCGCUGUUGAAAGAAAAUGGUACAAUGAGUAGCUAGCUGGUGGGGGUUUUCACGAAAAUGAUUAGGAACAGACUGAAUCUUCUUAAUUCUUGCAUUCUUGUUCCUUAGUUCAAAGUUGUGAAAUUUUCCAGUUCAAUAUGUCCUGCAUUUGUUAACUUGAUUAAACAUAUUGAUUUUUCAUAAUUAAAAGGCAGUUUACUAUUUUAUAAUGAUGUGCUAAUUCUAAAGUACAUGGAAGUUUUCUCCAAAAGCUUUUUAUUUUAGAAGUAAAUGUAAAGGUAAUAUGAAACUUCUUUACACGUGUACAAGUGUGUGUACGUAUCUGUAGUUUCAUAAUAGCUUUUUAGCAGAGUAGUUAUUGUAACACUAAAGACAACACUUGAAGAAGAAGAAGAAGAAGAAGAAGAAGAAGAAGAAGAAUACAAUAAGCAUUCUGUUUGAAAAUGUGUUAAUUAACCUAACUUCAUGCCUAAAAUAUUCAUGUAUGUAUCUAUUUAUGUUUACAAAAAACUAAAUAUUAGAACGUCAGGUGAAGAGCAAUAAACUACGUAGGUAAAGUACAAAAGGAAUCCCCAGUGCAUUUUAGUCCUCCCUGAGAAAUUUAGAAGAGACAACUUUUAUUGGUUGAAAAAUAAUUGAUUUCGUACUUGAAAAAUAAUGCCUUUGGGAUUUUUGUUGUUUUGUUCAAGGUGUAACUUUUUCCUAUUUGGUUUCAAUGUAUCUGUGCUCAUUCCCCACUGAAGAGAGUAAUGGAAUUUUCAGGAAUAUCUUUAAAAUGUACAUUAAAACAAAUUGUGUUUUUAAAACAAUGUAUCCGAGGAGCUAUAGCCAGGGUUUUAGCAGACUGUUGGCCUCAGAGCAGUGUAGGAAGUGAUCAUUGUAGCAACUGAGUCUGAAUUUUUUCUCUUACAAAGAUCUGAGGGAACACAGUAUAUGUUUGCCAUGUGUAACUUCUACUGGGUAGGAGAUUUAUUGCCUUUAAAGUAAUCUGCACAAUAGAGCCUGUAAUUAUAGAUUGUAACAAAUGCAUCAGGGCAAGUGGUCUUGCCUGAAAAAGUUUAAACUUUUCUCUGGCACAUGUCACAUUAACGUUGAAAUGAUUCAAGUGCUAUUUUUCAGUAUGAACCAUUUUAAGUAGAAAAAACACCCUGAGAACUAAGCCAGUCAUAAGAAAUAAUGCAAAAUCAUAUUUUAGAGAUAUAAAGCAAUUCGUAGUUAGUCUUUAUAUUUUUUUCAGGUCAAGAACAUUGAAAAAGAAAAUAAAAAUAUUUUCUUGUUCACCUUGAGUAUGAUUAUCGUUUCAUUUUUAUGAUGAAUUCUAUUAUUCUACUUUUAUUAGCAAGCAAAAAAAAGAAAAACAAAACAUUAAUUUUAAAUAAGGGCCCAUAAAAAAUUCUGUACUUAUUGGGAUCUGUAAAAAAAAAAAAUCAGUUUUGCUUACUGGAAGGGUAAAAUGCUGUUUAAUAUACUUCUCUCUUUGCAAUUAGAUUAGAUUUCUUUUAGUGGAGAAAAACUCAUAAAGGAUACAGCCUUGGAGAUGUAAUAUGCUCUAACAUAUUUAAAUAAUUAGACUUCUGUCUCAUUGAAAUGUAUGUGCUCUAGGUUUGAUAGUGAUAAAAGCAUGAAUAUUAGUAUGAUUAGGAAAUUACAUCAUGUCACAGCAUAAUUGAUUGAUUGAUAGCUGAGUGAAAACUAACCAUAAAGCACGUGAAAAUAAAUGCCUGUUCAGUAGUUAUUCGGGCAGAAUUUUUACAUCUACCCAGUUGCAAGAUUAGUAACUGAAAUGCUCAUCUCCCAAACGAAAUAGAACGGAUGUUUCUUCCUUUUUUUUACUCUGCGUGUGUGUGUGUGUGUGUGUGUGUGUUCACGCACUUUCAUUAUAACACUGGCAAGGAAAAGAAUACGAUUCAAAGUGCUUAGUGCUCAACUCAGGAGCUAAUUGUUCCUCAAGACCUGUCAGAUGGACACUAGAUUACUAAUUGACUCUAUGAGCAAUUAGUGUUUGGGAAUUUCCUUUCAAAGUCUCAAGUUUUAAAUGUAAAACUUCACUAACACAAGUGUGGAUGCUCUUUUUACUCAUCUCUUGAGAAUUGAAUUUCCCAAACAUUUAAACUACCAUUAAUUUUUAAAAAGCAUUUUGUCUUUUUUUUUUUCUGUUUGUGCUUUCGCUUUCUCAUUCCCUGCCCUAAUCUAUUAAAGAUUCCUGCUCACACAAGUCUUUGGCAACACUCACGCUAGUGGAGAAGGGCUGGAGAAGCGAGACCACUGCAGGAUUCUCUGUUUCAAAGCUGAACCAAUAUUCACCAUUGACAUAUCCAUUCAUCUGUGCAGGGUCAUUGGAAAUCCUCUCUCUCUAGUUUUUCCUUCCCUUCAGGGAGCAAUGCUUAAAAGAGCAAACCCCUGGUGUGAAGAGAUAGGAGAAUUCUCAGCAUGGCCAAUGGUGCCAGGAAUCGAAUUAAAGUUGUCCAUUUGCAGAUGACCAGCUGUUAGAGCUCCCAGCACAUGGAGGCCCUGUGCUUUCAGUUGAUGCUUUGUUUACUUGAAAUUCUGUCGGUGGCACUUCAGUUUAAUUUUUUUUGAUGGCAAAAGUCGUAUCAUGCCAAAAAUAUGCCAGGAGGGUAACAACACUAAGAUAUGUGCUGCUCAAGAGACUUAUAACACUUUAUUAGGUUCCCAAGGCUUGCUCAAGGAAAAAUAAAAAUUUUAAAGCUUUGCAGGAAAGGACUGUGCUCCACGUUGCAGUAGCCAAAAAAAAAAAAAAAAGUUAAAUCAUUACUGAAUUCACUUCUCUUUUGAGGAAUUUAAAACUUGUCAUUUCUUCUGCAAUUAUUGACAUUCCCAGAUCCAUUUUGGCAUAAAUCACAUUUUGAUACAACUGAACCCACAAUUUUUUUUUUUAAAGAUUUUAUUUAUUUAUUUGAGACAGAGAGAAUGAGAGACAGCAUGAGAGGGAGGAGGGUCAGAGGGAGAAGCAGACUCCCCGCCGAGCAGGGAGCCCGAUGCGGGACUCGAUCCCGGGACUCCAGGACCAUGACCUGAGCCGAAGGCAGUCGCUUAACCGACUGAGCCACCCAGGCGCCCAGAACCCACAAUUUUGACUAUCUUCAUAUGCAUUAUCUCUUCUUGGUGAGAGGCACUCGGAAGACACGUGCUGCCAUCAAAUCUUAGAUGCCCGAAGUCAGCACUGAAGGUGUUUUCUCCAGUUCGAUUUUCUUUGUUAUCAUAGGAGGCGUUCGCGUGGCUUAACUGGUUGGGCAAAGUUAAGAACUGUCAGAAUUAGCUUUGCAAGGAAAGAUUUGAAAACCCCGGGAAGAACGUAACCUGUUCAGGAGACGGAAGUUGAGAAUACGUAGUCCUCCUGCCAAGUCCCCGAGAACCAAGCAUGUUUCAACGAUUGUCAGCUUUGAGUUUGUGAUUGCCACUGGUUCGUUAUGUUUCUACUUUCACUUUAAUUUCUCUCCGUUUUAUUUGCAAAUAGUGAAGAGUGCCUGGCACAAGUAGGUCCUCAAUAAUCUUUAUUGAUAGAAUGAAUAAAUGAUGUUUAAUAUUUUUUAUUUAUAAUUAAGAUUUUUUUAUUUUGCUUUGUUUUUUUAGUACCUCAUUAAUAAAAAAUUGUCAUGUGCUUUACUUGGCAAAUUCUAUUUAAUGCUUACUUUCCCCCAGAUACAAGUUUUACAUAUAUCCCUAGGAUUGCAUUUGGAAAAACGUGGGAAAUACAUGUGCCCUAAGCAUCUAUACCUAUUCAGAUGUCUCCUGGCUACAGUUCGUUGUGCGGCGGCUUGUUCCUACCACCUUCAUUAUAAUAUCACCCUUGGAAAGCAGAGACUCAACAACAGAACUGAGAGGCAGAAAGGAGCCAGUUGUAAUUCAUACCGAGUUGUAGGCUUUGUGCGAUGAAAGCGAUGGAGCGCUGCCUGGGAGAUUGCUUUGCUGCACUCCACGAAGCAGAUUUGAAACUGUCGUGGAGCACUUUAGAUGAGAGUUGGAUUAUGGAAUGACCUGCUAUGUCUGUGUCAUAUUGUUCUGCGCAGGGAGCAUUAUACUGUGCUAACUAGGUGUUCAGUACCAAAUAAGAGAGGGGUCUUAGAUGUGAUCUGUCAGCUGUGUCUCAUUUCUAUAUUGGUUAAAAUAUAAAACAGAAACUCUGAUGUGAAGAGACAGGAUGGCUAGACGUUGCACAUGUUAAUACUAUCACGUGCCCGGUAGUUAAAAGAUAUGCAUAUUUCAUUGUAAGGACCUGUUACCGAAUUCUGAUUUGGCAGAAAUGUGUGUGUACAUAUAUAUGUGUUCCUGUGUGUGUGCAGCGAGUAACUCGACAGGCUUAACAGAAAUCGAUGGGCUCAUUACUUAAAAAUGAACAAAGAAUGAGGUCUUCUACAGAGUUUUUGUUUAAAUUCGGUUUACUUUUUAUACAGGACUGAAGUCCAGUCCGUUUUAAAGUGUACAUACCGUACAGGGUCCCAGUGGAUAUCACAGGCUGUGGGAAUUCUUUGCAGCGGCUCUAUCGUUAAUGGAAGAUAAUAGGCUUGAAGAUGCAGUGGACGCCGGAGCAUGCCCAGUGGCCAGAACAGCACUUUGACAUCACCUCAACCACUCGGUCUCCUGCCCACAAAGUGGAAGCCUACAGAGGUCAUUUGCAGCGCACCUAUCAGUACGCCUGGGCAAACGAUGACAUUUCUGCUCUGACUGCAUCCAACCUACUCAAAAAAUAUGCAGAGAAGUAUUCCGGCAUUUUAGAAGGCCCCGUGGACCGACCCGUACUCAGCAACUACUCCGAUGCCCCAUCGGGCCUCGUGAACGGUCGGAAAAAUGAAAGCGAACCCUGGCAGCCUUCCUUGAAUUCCGAGGCGGUUUAUCCCAUGAACUGCGUUCCGGAUGUUAUCGCUGCCGGCAAAGCUGGAGUCAGUUCAGCCCUCCCUCCAGCAGAUGUCUCUGCGAGUAUAGGGAGCUCUCCUGGGGUGGCCAGCAACCUGGCAGAACCGAGUUACUCAAGUAGUACCUGCGGGAGCCACACGGUACCUAGUCUCCACGCAGGGCUCCCGUCUCAGGAAUAUGCCCCGGGAUACAACGGAUCGUAUUUGCAUUCUACUUACAGCAGCCAGCCCGCACCGGCACUUCCCUCACCUCAUCCUUCUCCCCUGCAUAGCUCUGGGCUCCUCCAGCCGCCGCCGCCGCCGCCGCCGCCGCCACCAGCCCUGGUCCCAGGCUACAAUGGGACUUCUAACCUCUCCAGUUACAGCUAUCCCUCCGCUAGCUACCCUCCUCAGACGGCUGUGGCACCUGGGUACAGCCCUGGCGGUGCACCUCCUCCUCCUUCAGCCUACCUGCCUUCAGGAAUCCCUGCUCCUACCCCUCUGCCCCCCACCACUGUCCCUGGCUACACCUACCAGGGUCAUGGUUUGACACCCAUUGCACCCUCGGCUCUGACAAACAGUUCGGCAAGUUCCCUUAAAAGGAAAGCUUUCUAUAUGGCAGGGCAGGGAGAGAUGGACUCCAGUUAUGGAAAUUACAGCUAUGGCCAACAGAGAUCUACACAGAGUCCCAUGUAUAGAAUGCCCGACAACAGCAUUUCAAACUCAAAUCGGGGGAAUGGCUUUGACAGAAAUGCUGAAACAUCAUCCUUAGCAUUUAAGCCAACGAAGCAGCUAAUGUCCUCUGAACAGCAAAGGAAAUUCAGCAGCCAGUCCAGUAGGGCUCUGACCCCUCCUUCCUAUAGUACUGCUAAAAAUUCACUGGGAUCAAGAUCCAGUGAAUCCUUUGGGAAGUACACGUCGCCGGUAAUGAGUGAGCAUGGGGACGAGCACAGGCAGCUCCUCUCUCACCCAAUGCAAGGCCCUGGACUCCGUGCAGCUACCUCAUCCAACCACUCUGUGGACGAGCAACUGAAGAACACUGACACGCACCUCAUUGACCUGGUAACCAAUGAGAUUAUCACCCAAGGACCACCGGUGGACUGGAGUGACAUUGCUGGUCUCGACCUGGUAAAGGCUGUCAUUAAAGAGGAGGUUUUAUGGCCAGUGUUGAGGUCAGAUGCAUUCAGUGGACUGACGGCCUCACCUCGGAGCAUCCUUUUAUUUGGACCUCGGGGAACAGGCAAAACAUUAUUGGGCCGAUGCAUAGCUAGUCAGCUGGGGGCCACGUUUUUCAAAAUCGCCGGUUCUGGACUCGUUGCCAAGUGGUUAGGAGAAGCAGAAAAGAUUAUCCACGCCUCUUUUCUCGUGGCCAGGUGUCGCCAGCCCUCGGUGAUUUUUGUCAGUGACAUUGACAUGCUUCUCUCCUCUCAAGUGAGCGAGGAACACAGUCCAGUCAAUCGGAUGAGAACGGAAUUUCUGAUGCAGCUGGACACUGUCCUGACUUCAGCUGAGGACCAAAUCGUAGUAAUUUGUGCCACCAGUAAACCAGAAGAAAUAGAUGAAUCUCUUCGGAGGUACUUCAUGAAACGACUUUUAAUCCCACUUCCUGACAGCACAGCGAGGCACCAGAUAAUAGUACAGCUGCUCUCACAGCACAAUUACUGUCUCAAUGAUAAGGAGUUUGCACUGCUCGUCCAGCGCACAGAAGGCUUUUCUGGACUAGACGUGGCUCAUUUGUGUCAGGAGGCAGUGGUGGGCCCCCUCCAUGCCAUACCAGCCACAGACCUUUCAGCCAUCAUGCCCAGCCAGUUGAGGCCCGUUACGUAUCAAGACUUUGAAAAUGCUUUCUGCAAGAUUCAGCCUAGCAUAUCUCAAAAAGAGCUUGAUAUGUAUGUUGAAUGGAACAAAAUGUUUGGUUGCAGUCAGUGAUAACUUCUUAAAAAAAAAUGUAAUGAAUGUUGGCACACACGCAUAAAACCUGCUACAUAGGGUCUAGAGCCCCUUUCCAGUAGUGUUUAAAUCACAAAGGGUACCGGGGAAGAUGACGAUUGAGUUGCAUCUUUACAGUCAGGGUAGAUUUGGAGGAAAAAAAAAAACGCAUCAAAUGAGAGCUUCUGAUUUGAGAGCCCCAGAGGACAGAAAGCAUCUGUUGAUGCUCAGUUCAGUUCAAGCUAGACAACACUCACCAAGGAGCAAGGUGCAAGUGUGUUGAUUUCAGAAGGACAUGAACCUCGUGUGUUGAUUCCAUUCUGCUAUUCUCGAGAUUUAGUUGCUGUCAAGUGCCUGGAGUGGUGCUUUAUUUUUUGUUUGCCUCACAAUUACAUUGGUGGCAUGUGCUAAUAUAAAGAGCUUUAACUUCAAACAUUAUUGGACUAAAGAGAUGAACGGUUGUGUGACGACAGAAAACCAGAUUUUUGCCAUUUUAAGAGCAACAGUAUUCCUCAAUCCUGUCUGUUCUGCAGUAUUAAGCUAAGAACAGGUAAAACAGGGUAACGGUAAUCUGGACCUUAAUUUCUGCAGUUCAUUUCUUUUAAUGUUCUUGUCUGCAAAAACUCAGGAAAGCGAUUGUGAUUUGUACAGUACCUCAAAGGAAUGUGUUGAAAGCACUAUGUACUGCUGAGAGUAAUGGGAUAGGCUUCAAUGUUACUUUAUAUUAAAAAUGUAUGUUUACCUCAACAAUUGGAAAAUAGCAAGGAAAAUUACUUUGAAUGUAUCCGGAAAAAAUACUGACGUGUGAUACAACUGAAUAUUUACAAUUUAAAGUAGAAAUGGAAGGAUUUUUUAAAAAAAAGAUUCUUUUACUAAUUAUGGGGAAUUAACCAGAGCAGAAUAAUUCUUUAUGUCAAAAACUGCAAGAGUUCUUCGUACAUUGCUCCUUGAUAAUGAAGUGAAAAUGUUCUUAAAAGGUACACUGGUUAAUGGAAAGCUACUUAUUCAGUUCAUGUUAGUGUCUAGAACACUCGGCCACAAGACCUGCUUAGGACCCUGAAAGUCACAGUACCUAAAACCUAGGACUGCCUUUUACUGCAUAGUUGGUGGUGGUGGUGGUGGUGGUUUGCGAGUUCUCUCAAAACUGCUGGGAAUGGUGUCCUUCUAUUCACUAAUCUAGCUUAUAGGCUUGCCGUGCUGUUUGAUAGAAUGCAGAAGAUAGCAAGCAAAAACAAACAAACAAAUAGAAAACCAACCAACCAACUUCUCUAUAUCCACAAAGAACAUCUACAUCCCCUCUCCUUUUUGACUCCUCUCUUCUCAGUGCAAUUUUGCUUCUCAUUUUGAAAUCUUCUGGGCUAUAGUGCUCCCACAUUCAUUUCUACCUCAGUUUUGUUACAUUUCUCUUGGAGAGUAAAAUAGAAAAUUGGAAGUGGACACACACACACACACACACACACACGAGCACGCACACACACAACUCUAUCUUGUCAAACACGUUACUUUGUUUUCUGCCUUUUCCCAUAAAUCUAGUUUCCAAAAACAUCGGUCUUCAUGCUUGCUUCCGCCUGAGUCCACCCCCACCCCAGAAUAUGUGGCAUUUUUCUUACUUACCCAUUCUUCUUCUGCUCCCCUCCAAGUUGUUCUUUGUAUCCUUUAAUGCUUUAUGUGCAACUUUUCAUUGAUAGCUAACCGAUGUUCGGCAAUGUCCCUGAACAGACAGUAUAGGCCGUAGCUUUCCAAAGCCACUGCCCGUGCAUAAGCAGAACAGCCUGGCUUUUUGAAUGUAUUUUUCCUGCUUUUUUUUUUUUUUCCUUCCUUUUUUUUUUAGUUGAGAGAUGCAGUAACAAAACUGUUGCAAAGCACUGGCAUUUUAUGUAUUCAAAAAGUGAUGUACAUUUUUUAAAAAUUUAAAUAAAUGCAAUGAGAAGCCCCAAGAAAGCUCUUUCUGUUAUUGUUUUUUUUCUUCAAAAAUUUUGACUGAUUUCAUUCACAAUGUCAAAUUCUCUGAAACACUUAACAUAGAGAAAGCUAAUGAAGGACUUCAUCGUAUUUCUGAAAUUUUCUGAUGCUUGAUCAUUACUCCCCUUUUUUCGUAUUUUUCGUGUUGCAAAAAACUGAGCAAAUGAACCAAAAUUUAAUUUACUGUGAUAGUCUUAUCAAUUAAAACUGUGCUUAUAUAUAAAUAUUCCAUAUUAAAAAGCAGUGCCUUUCAUUAAGGAUACAAAAAAUAAUAUUUAAAUAUGUCCUCUGCUUUUCAUGAGUGAAUAAAUCCUAUAAUCGUGUUCUGGCUCUACCCUGCACAUCUCUUAGUGUAAGGAAAUUCUAAUAUCCCCAUUAACUUGUAGGUUCAUAUUGAUCUCGCUGACAAGUUUACUUUUGCACAGUGCUGACCUAUUUUCUGUCUCUUAGACAUUACAUUUCAUUUCUGCCAACAUGCUGUGUUCACUUGAAAGCAACUGGCAAGUUUUGACAAACCCAGUCUUAUUUAGACAACUUUGGAAAAUCCAAUAUUGACCCACAUUUUUGUGGCUAGUAAGAGUUAAUGCCAAAUAUGACUGCACUAUUGUGUUUUACACUCGUUUAUAAAACUGAAAAUAAGUUGAAGUCAUACAUAUUGGCUUGUAGUUUUAAGUGACUUAAAAAUUACUUUGAGAGAUGAGUGGUCAGAGAUCCAUGUAUUUAGGCAGAAGCUGAAGCCUUGUGUGAAUUUCAUUUAGCCUCAUGAAUUCUUGGAUUUGAUCUCUUAGGAAAUUGGGCAUGCUGAAGAAAUGAAGAUCUGUUGGGGGAGAUAAGGCUGACCUCUGAGUAGAUAGUGCUCUCCUGUGAUUCUUUGAUUCUGCAUGGCAGCAUUAUGAGCUCUUCUAUGGACUAGCCUAAUAAUGAGCUCUUUUCUGACCAUCCCUUCUGGAGCUUGGGGUGGGGGUGGGGUGCCACAUCCUGAGAAGUGAAUGCGUACAAUCAGUGAUAGUACAACUGAGUAAGUGGGCUUCGUACUCUUGGCCUCUUUUUGACUGCUAAGAAUUUGGAGAAGGCUACUAAUGAAAGGUAAGGUAAUGAGCCAGCCCAAAUCCCUUGCCGUCUGGCCAGGGGAUUUGAGCCAGUCCACUUAAGAGUCCCUAAUUCUCUUCUUCAUAACUGCAAUAACAUUUCCAAUGGGAACAAAAAGGAAGUGAAGGAAACCACUUCAGUAGAAGGAUCGAUAGAAACUCAAGAGGUAGUUCAUGAUGACCUUAUGUGAGACACAAAUGGAAAUACCCUACUCUCCUGGCAUGCCUCUCACCAAAAUAUUUAGAACAUUAGUGACAAUAUGGAAAACUUUGCUGACUGAGCUGAUCAAUGGAAUGUGAAGGCAGUAUACUUUAAGGCUAUUUACUUUCACACAGAAUGUUUAUCUAUUAGUCAGUUUGUAUUCUACUCAAAUGCAGAUAGACGGGUAUAAUGUUUUCUUGUGCAUUUGAAACCUAUCAAGGAGAAAAUAAACCAUUCCACUAAAAUACAUAGGCCAAACACCAUCUGGGCAAGUGAUAAAAGCUAUCCAGAGGCUAUGCUAUGUAAAAUAGCAAGGUCAAUUUGCAUGGGCUGCAUAGUACUUGGCUAUGCAGUUUUCAGAAGAACACAUCCAAAAAAGUCCAAAUUGACUCCUACAAUAGGUCUUUGUAAAUUUACAUAUAUUGUGGGUUGGAAAAUAUAUUUUAGAGGCAUUUAGAAUAUGUUUCUCUAGAAACGUGUCCAACUCCAAACAGAAAGUUACUUCUAUAAUCCCAUUCUCAUGUUUCUUAACAAGAACUGGCUAUCGUGAUCAUUGAAACUGUAUUUUGCGAAGUGAAAGGGACACAGUUUGUUGAACUAUCGAGGCCACUAAGGUAAAGUUCUAAGAUAGAUAUAUAUAUAUAUGUAUAUAUAUAUAUACAUAUAUAUAUACAUAUAUAUAUAUAAAAUUAGUGUGUGUGUUUGUGUGUGUAUGUGUGUGCUGUUUUCACCACCACCUAUUUGAACUUUAACAUCCAUUUUACAUUAUUCAGAAGCAACUGGUUACUUCCUUUCUUCACAUGUGCAGAUACACAUGACCACUCGACAGCUCCAAGUGUUUUAAUAUGGUUUUUUCUUUUGAAAAGUAAAGCCUUCGGUUGUUGAAUCACUUGCCGAUCUUCAUAUGAAGCACAUUAGCAAACGUGGAGCUAUUAGUAUCUCAGAAUUCAAAACCAGCUGUACUUGUGACGAACCAACACAUGAACUGAAGCUCACACUCUGCUAAGACCUCUGGUUGACAUUCGAUUUUGAACCUGCCAGAUGCAUUUGUGUGAACCAGGGAUACUGCAUCUUUAAUGAACAAGUCUCUCCUCUUUCCCCUGUUUUUUAAAUACAACACAAGCAGUGUAGCACUAGGCACUGCAAUUGUCAAAGACAAUUAGACUGAAAGCAGGAAAAUUUCACCUCCCUGUCUCAGUGAUAUGUAGAAUGUCGGCAGCAUGGGUCAGCCUUGCCACAGAGUUGUGUGAGAAUAUAUGAAUCAGUCCUAUAGAAUGUUAAAUAUUUAUAAAAUGGUUCUGUAGUACACCAAGGUUGGGAGCACAUUCAUUCUUUCUUGUUGUCUUAUGAUAUUAAAAAAAAAGCAAAAGUUUAUUUCAGUCUCCCUUUCUCUCUCUCUCUCUCCCCUGUGUGUGUGUGUGUGUGUGUGUGUGUUUCUCCUCGUGGAUUAUAUACAGUUGCUAGAGAAUAUUCAUUUCUUUUUUUUUUCUUUUUUCAUCUGACGUGUAUUCAAACAUUGUUCUUUAUAACCAUUUCUACCUCAUUGCUACAUAUUGUACAUGUAGUAUUUAUUUGUUGUCUUUUUUUGAAUGUCAUGCAUUUCGUAAGAAAAAGACUUGUCCUUGAACUUGAACAGUCUACCUCAGAAAGACUGUCUUUACACUGAACAGUAUUAGCAACCUAAAUGAUAAGACGCAUUAGCGAAGUGUGGCAGGGUAGAUAAUGCACGAGUACUUGGGAUACUGAUGGACUUUUAAUUGUACUCAUAACACAAGACUGCUUAAAAGAACUUAAAAGAAAUUAUGCACUGUGUAGGUCUUCAUCAACGUCCCAUUUGGGGCAUAAUAUACAGAAUACAGCUUUAUUCUUAUGCGCCCAUCUCUGAGAAAUGUGUUAGCCUUCUCAAGUAUUUUACACUGGCAAUCUGGCUACUUAAAACAAACAACCUAAACAACAUUUUUAUAUGGUUUUGACUGACAACCUCAGCUCCGAAAUUUAAGGUAAAUAAUGGUAAUUAUUUUUAACUGCAGUUUUCAAUGAUUUCAAAUGCCUUCCUUCUAAUUCUAUGACUCCUGAUAUAAAUUAAAAAAGCAAGGCAGUUGCAAGGACAUGCACAACACUGAAAAGAAACCAAAAAAUUAAAAAUGGCACUUCCCAAAGGAAUUAACAACAUGGAGUCAUGGGUGCUUGUAAGUUCCGUAACUGAAAGCAUUUUGUUUCUGAUUUCCCUUUAUAACAUGUGUAUGUUUAUUGAAGUAAUUGUACAACUAAUGGCACAUCAAAUUACUUUGUAUGAAGUGUUUUAUAUUUUACUAUUUAUUUUAGCAUUCGUUCUUUUUCUUCACCAGCUCUAUAUUACAGUAGCAAAAGAACACUUACUUUAAAAAAAUGCCGAAAGGGGUCCACCACCCACCCAAUCGCUGAAUGGACUUUUGAAGUUGCUUGUCAGCAAAUUGUGGAUAUUUUACAAAAGCAAAUGAACUGUGACAAUCCACAACUCCCACAGAUGUGAAUUCAGAAAUACAUCUGAAACUCCCGGUAUGCCUGACAAUCUAUUCCUUAAGUUUCAUUAACAAAGUGGCAUCCAAUCCCUUCCCUUACAAUUCCUUGCAGGAAUGUAUUGUCUAGAGGCUGUCUAGUAGUGAUUAAGAGAGGGUUUUUGUUUUGUUUUGUUUACUGUAUUAGGUGAGGAAUGCCAUAUUUCUUGUCAGCUAACAGUACUUGUCUGAGACAGAAAUAAAAAAAAAAAAAAGAAAAA